CCCGCGUCCUAGCGUUUUUUUUAAUACUGUGGUUGGCAGUGGGAAGCUGACCAAACACCGCUCUAAAACUCACGGAGAUAACAACCCCAGAUAGACAAGACAUGCCGCACUAGAAAGCAUGCUAAGGUUUAUUUAAAGGAACGUGAGUGGGAAGAGAAAAAUUGAGGUACUAAAGGGCGUGAGUCCCCGGAUUGUUGAGACUGAUUGGAACUACUUACUAGAUCUUUUGUUUACUUACUUAUUCAGAGGACGAAAGAAGUGUGAUACGCUUGGUGUUUAUCAUCGUGAAAAAAGAUAAAUACGUAUACGCCAUUGGUAUAAAUACUGGAAAGAUCGACCUACUGUCUUACAACUUUAGAUCGAGAGACACAAACCUGUUGCUCAACAUUCCACAACACAACACCACCUUACACCAACACCAGCACUUACACCAAGUAAACAACAACACAACACAACUGUUUCACAAUGGCCCGUGAUAACCUCUCCAUCGUGCUCGCUGAGCGUCCCACUACCGACAUCAUCCCCGGUCAAACCUUUACCCAAAAGACAUCUCCAGCUCCCACACCAGCUGAUCUCCAAGAUGGUCAAAUCCUCGUUGAGACUCUCUACCUAUCUCUUGACCCCGCUAUGAGGGGCUGGCUCCGAGGUACGCCCCCCCUUCCUUCGUAACACAUAUCUUUACUAACACCCUCAGACAUGAGAUCGUAUCUCCCUCCCGUUCAAAUCGGCCAAACCAUGCGUGGUUCAUGUGCAUGCCGCGUCCUCGCCUCAAAGAGCAAGCAGGCCAAGGAAGGCGACAUCGUCUCCGCCCUAACAGGCUGGACCGAAUUCGCCAUUCUCCCCGAAGGUCGUUUCGAGCCUGCGUCUCUGUACCCCGGCCUCCAAGACCCCAAGGACAUGCUCUCUGCUCUUGGAAUGACCAGCUUGACUGCUUGGGUUGGCAUGUCCAAGAUCGCUGACCCUAAGCCCGGUGAGCUUGUCGUUGUGUCGGGCGCUGCUGGUGCGACGGGAAGUGUAGCAGGCCAGAUCGCUAAGCUCAAGGGUGCGAGGGUCGUGGGUAUCGCGGGUGGUGAUGAUAAGUGCAAGUGGCUCACUGAGGAGUUGGGCUUCGAUGUUGCGUUGAACUACAAGGCGGACGAUUUUAAGGAAAAGUUCGCUGAGGCGACAAAGGACUUUAUCGAUGUCUACUACGAUAAUGUCGGUGGCGAUAUCCUCGACAUGUGUCUCAUGCGAGCAAAGGAACACGCCCGCUUCAUCGAGUGCGGUCUCGUCAGCCAAUACAACGCCGCCAAGCCCCAGGGACCCCGAGCAUUCUCCCAGAUCGUCACCAUGCGCAUCAGAAUGCAGGGCUUCAUCGUCCUCGACCACGUCAAGGACUUCCCCGCUGCUCGCGCUGAGCUGGCUCAGUGGAUCGCGGAGGGUAAGCUCAAGAAGACGGAGACCGUUGUUCGUGGUGGUCUCAAGGUUGCUGAGCAGGCUCUUGUGGAUCUGUACAAGGGUAUCAACACUGGAAAGUUGAUCGUUGAGAUCAAGAACCACAACGAGACCCCUUCGAAGCUGUAGAGGGUAAGCUCAAAAAGACAAAGAUUUUCGUCUGUGGUAUGAACACUGGGAAGUUUAUUAUUGAGAUCAGGAACAAUAAGACCCCUCGAAAGUAGGGGAGGGAAUGGGAUUGUUUAUGAGAUACUCCGUACCUUGUCGGUAGUUAAUGAUAUGCCAUGAUUUUAUGGAAAGGCUGUUCAAUGCUCGCUGGUACAUGACGCUGGUAGGAUUCUCUUGUUCUGAACUGCUUAUGUGACCAACUUCUAUCGUGUAUUGUGGUCCGUCCAAACCCCCUGCAACUUUUCUCUAUCCCUGUCUAUCAAUGCCAUAUUCUAGUUUUUAGUAAACAUAGCGGAAGUAAGGGUUCUCCUUAUCAGUCAAGUCCUGAAACGCCAGCUUGGCUCUCUCGCUCUCAUCUCCCAGCCCCAGAGCAUCCCUCCUCUUGUUCUCAUUCCUCAGAACAAAGUACAGUGUAGUCGACGCACAAAUACAAAUGAUGUAACUAAAACAGUCAGCCACGAACCCAAGAACCAUGUAAACAAGACUCACCAGAUAAUCAACCCCAGCCAAAGAGCUGGAUAGUGAUCCUUCUUCGUCUGACUCCAAACUAGCUGCGGCCCAACAAUAUUUCCCACACAAUACGCCACAAAUAUCGUAGCAGCCAUAAAGCUCUUCUUCGUGUGACCCGCAACAUUCGACAUUCCAAUAGUGAUUAUCAGACUCACCGUUCCCCCAAAGAAUCCUGUGAUCGAGUAUCCCACCACCGGUGCAGCAGCGCGGUAACUCCACUCGCUCUUCCAUAUGAUCGCACAGCCUGCGAUGACGGGGAGACACGUGAAGAUGAGCAUGAAGAUACGGAUGUUGGUGAACUUGGAGCCCAGCCAGCCUGUGAGGAGGAUCACGAUGAAGCACAGUCCGCCGAGGGGGAAUUGGAACAGGAUGGAGUGGAGGGUGCUCCAGCCGAAGGUCGAGACGAUGAGGGGUCCGAAACCGCUUACUGCGCCGUUGACGGUGUAUGCUGAUGCCAUCAUAAGUGCGACGAGCCAGAUCUUGACGUCGAGGAUAGCUUCUUUUAGUUGGGAGCUUUUAAACUUGGUGCAACGAACACCGGUUUGUCCGUGUCUCAAACGCUCAACAGCAGCGAAUCGUUCUUCAGAAGUGAGGAACCAAGCUGAUACAGGCGAAUUCGGCAUGAUGAAGCAGAAUAGUCCAAACAAAAAGGUGAGUGAUCCAGCGAGGAGGUAGAUGUACUGCCAUCUCUUCAACCCACCACCCGUAAUCUGCGCAAAACCAUAGUUCAUCGCUCCACCAAUAAUGGUGAACAGUCCAGUCGACGAGAACCACCAACUCUGCCGCAACGACUGCUCAGCUUGCGUAUAGUACCCCGAGACGAUGCACAUGAACCCAGUGGGGAUUAUACUCUCAACGAAACCGAGAAAGAAUCGCUGUACGUAUAAGCCCUGGUAGGACGUCACCGCAGCAGUGAGCAUACAAAUAGCAGCCCACACAACAACCACACCACCAAGAACACGACCGAUGUUGAACCUCUGAAGAGCAAAUGUCAUGGGAUACAAACCCGCCAGCAUCCCAAAGUAGAACAGUGACGUCGCCCAGCUUAAACGACGGGUAUCAACUGUUGGCGGUGUAGUCGAUGCAUCAACAAUGGUAAGGUGCAAAUCCGUCGUCAUGCCGAAGAGAACAGCUGAACCAAGAAUGGCUUUAUCGUAGUAUACAAGU
Fusarium odoratissimum NRRL 54006 is the source of this 3279-nucleotide messenger RNA. RefSeq lists its product as uncharacterized. The record is from RefSeq and is a predicted model, not a curated record. Lineage: Eukaryota; Fungi; Ascomycota; Sordariomycetes; Hypocreales; Nectriaceae. The coding region runs from base 697 to 1563 and encodes 288 amino acids. The transcript is spliced from 2 exons. Gene Ontology annotation, molecular function: oxidoreductase activity, acting on the CH-CH group of donors, NAD or NADP as acceptor.